AUGGGCGCAAUAUGGAGUCGUCCGGCAGAUAUGCCAGCUUUAACAGCACCAGAUCUAGUUGAUGAGUCCUUUGAAAAUACUACUGUUGAUGCCAAAGAUCCAGAUGAGUUCGACAGAUAUUUGGCCAGUAUACGCGAACGGCGGCAUGAUGCUCUUGCAUCGAUUAAAACUGAGAUGAAUCGAUUGAGAGAGUAUAAAGAAGAACUGGAAAUGGUGAGAAAAGAAAAAGACGGAUUGGAACAACAGGUCAAAGCCCUAAAACAAGUAGCGAACAUCAGCAAUGAUAUGUUGAAAAUCAGAGAAGCACAGGUGACUGACUUAAAAAAACGAUUGCAAGAAAUGGAAUCACACGCGGAUGAAUGUUUAGCUGAUUUGCGAGUGGAGUACCAAAAGCAAAUCGACAAUAUCAGGAAUUUACGCCGGCUUUACGAAGAAAGGGCAGAAGCAGCAGCUAUGGGCCAUGAAAGGGAAAUUAAUAAAGAGCGAGCCAAAAACUCUUUACUAGAAGCAAAAUUGGCAGAAGAACUUAACAGUAAGCAAGGUAUGAAUGACUUCAUAGCAAAACUUGAAACAGAUGUUCAAGGUAAGCAAAUCGAAUAUGAACAAAUGAAAGCAAAAUACAUGACUACAUCAGCAGACAGGAUGAGUCUUGCAUCACAAAUGGCUUUAGUUAAUAAUUUAUUCUCUACAUUAUUAUCUGGCGAUGAAGGACCGGACUUUGAUAGAUUUGCUCGGAUGCUAGAGGAAAAUAGAGAGUUGAUAUCUGACUUGACGUUCAACGGGGACAUUAAUGAAACGGCUUCUGUGUUAAUGGAUAUUGCUGGUGAUACAUUGGAGCGUUCUGAAGAAGUAGAAUGUACUUCAAACCGGGAAAAAAUUGCCUCAAAUCUACCAAAAGUUUGGAGGAUACUCGUUGAAUUGUUGGGUCACUAUGACAAUAAAACGGCAAAUGAGUCUAAGCCAGACGAUCCAAAUGAAUCUAGGGUAGCUUCAGUGAGUAGAACAUUUUUGAAGCUUAAAGACCUUAUCCUUGAAAAAAAUUCUUUGGUGAAAGAUAUCGGUAGAUUGAAGACUCUCAAUGACCAUUUGGAAUCUAGACUUGAUCAUCAGCAACAAAGGCUUUCAACUGUAUCCGCAGAACUGUGUAAGGCCUGGAGUUCUGUAGCCAAGCUUAAUGCUCAACAUAGAAAACUUCAUACUCAUGAAAAGAUUCUAAGGUACGAAUUACAACAUAAGAGAACUGUACUGACUGAACUUAAACAGGAGUUAGAGUAUUGUAGGGAGAAAUGGGAUCAAGCCCGAUUGAAGAAUACUCAAUCUCAGGAAGAUUGGCAGUCGUUACGAGAAGAAUUUGCUCGGAGAAAAUGUAGUACAUCAGUUGAGAGUGGGUUCGAAGACGAUGAGAGCCGAGUGGCCAUUGCCGAUAGUGGAGCUUGUAGCGAUGAUGAUGAGACCUGGUUGAAAACCUUAUCUUUGGACUCCUCAGAAACAGAAACAGUAGAUGAACCCCAGUCAGAAACUGAAACAACUGGGAUUAAAAGAUUAGAGAAACAGAGUAGAUCGUUGCUCAAUCAAAUGGUACGUACUUCUCGAACCAGUGACUCUAUAAGUGAGCGGCUAGAAGAAUUACAAAGGCAAUACGGACGGUCUGGACGACCAACCACAUCGGAGAGUGAAGAUUCUUCGGAAGUUUUAGUUGAAAUACCAGGAACCAGUACUUCAACACCGAUAACUUUACAACUUGAAGAAGAAAAUAUAUUACAAACUGAUGAAAUAGUUUUAAGAACCGAAGAAGAAGCAGAAGAUAGAUUGCAACAAGAUACAGCUUUAUUACGGCCUGACGAGGAGGAAAGACUACAGCGAAGAGCUGCUAGAUUAAAAAGAUUGGAAGAACAAUGUUUGGGAUUAUUCAGACAAGUAAGCGAGACUAAUGCCAGGAGUGAUAUGAUAUCUGGUCGACUGGAUGAGGUGCAUGCUAGACAGGUAGCUAGAUCCAUUGAUCGGCAGACAACAUCAAAUAUUACUCCUCAUCCCGAUGAGACAUCUGAAACGACUGAAACGACUGAAACGACUGAAAGUGUAUGA
This is a messenger RNA of Macrosiphum euphorbiae (potato aphid), 2085 nucleotides long. NCBI's taxonomy places the organism in Eukaryota, Metazoa, Arthropoda, Insecta, Hemiptera, Aphididae. The record is from the annotation of a GenBank genome assembly.